This is a messenger RNA of Phoenix dactylifera (date palm), 995 nucleotides long. The record is from RefSeq and is a predicted model, not a curated record. NCBI's taxonomy places the organism in Eukaryota, Viridiplantae, Streptophyta, Magnoliopsida, Arecales, Arecaceae.
UCUCCACAGCCCAUCGUUCUCUCCGCCCCCUUUCCUUCUCCUUCCCUUGCUCUCCUCUCUCAUCUUUUCUAAAUUUUUUCUCUUCAACGUUGCUACAUUUAUGGCCACUCAUGAUUCCUUUCCAUUCUUCAACAACGAUACAAUGGAUGAAGAGUUCCUUUUAGAAAAUUCGAAUCAAUCUUUUAACCAGCAACAAAGGCCUCAACAGAUCUUGGCUCCAUUCCCUCCUUCGAUGAUCAUUCCAGAUUCCAAUAGUCCAUUAGAUCAUUCUCUUUUGAUGAAUCCCUUGCCUAGCCUUAUGGAAAAACAUAACGAGAAGAUGGAUCAAUAUCUUCGUUUACAGAAUGAACAGCUGAUAUACUUGCUCAAUAUGCAAACAAAGCAACAUAUGGAAUCCUUGUUGACAAAGUUGGAAUCGAAGGCAUCUAUACUGCUUAGAUGGAAGGAAGAAGAGCUGGCGAGUGCAACCAUGAGAGCCCAAGCAUUACAGGAUUGUGCAAGUAGAGCAGAGGAGGAAAAGGAGCUGUGGAAAAAGAUCGCACUGGAGAAGGAGGCCAUGGCCUUAGCUCUUAAGGCUGCACUUGAAAGAGUACAAGAACCUCGUUUUGUCUCUACAGGAGCAUUGGGGACGGGAGUCGGAAACUCAUAUUUCAGUUUUCCAAGGGGAAGAAAAGAAGAUAACGAGCAGACGGGAGAAACCGGUCGAGCUUUAUCUCUUUGUAAGUUAUGUGGUAAUCGAGAUUCAUGCAUGCUAUUCCUCCCUUGUCAGCAUCUUUGUGCAUGCAAGGAGUGCGAGGCCUCUCUAAGCGAAUGUCCCCUCUGUAACUCUCCAAAGAGCCGCAGUUUGGAGGUCCUCUUUGUCUAAGGGGAGAAAAGGAAAAUUGUGAGAAAAAGACAGACUAAAAUAAGGCAUACUGGGCUAUAUUAGGUUUAUUUUGCUUAAAGUUUAUGUCGUUUUAAUAUAGGGAAGCUGGUUCAUUAACUUUUAUGUUCUU